Molecule: messenger RNA, 4282 nt
Organism: Varroa destructor (honeybee mite)
Lineage: Eukaryota; Metazoa; Arthropoda; Arachnida; Mesostigmata; Varroidae
Gene: Dic1
Product: Dicarboxylate carrier 1
Biological process (GO): transmembrane transport
Source: RefSeq, a predicted model, not a curated record
AGUUAAGAAGAACGGAACUGUGUGCGCGAUUUCAAAGCGCGGUAUAUUACGAUGUCGUAAAGAAAAUAUAAUUUCUUAAAACGCUACUGCUGCUGUUAUAGAACCAGCCAUUUGCCGGUGUCGUUCCCUUUCCCAUUGCGCAGCUCAGCUGUUGUUGCGACUACUGCUUCCGUUUUACGAUCGAGCGCUGCAUGCCUGUCUCCUGCUCACCGUUAGCAGUUUGUGAGAACAGCCGACUGGUGCCAACUGCAACGACAACAACUAUACAGCGUGCUCCUGCUGCUGCCGCAGACAAUUAGCGCUGGAGCGAGAAGCGUCCUUGCCAAUGCUGGAGGCCACGACUGUACCUUUCGCGCUGGCUGACCACGACAAUCGUCUUCAAGAUCAGUUCGUCAAUUUGUCAGUCAGUUCGCGCCGUCAGUCACUCAUAUAACUCACUUGGGAUCGUUAACUCUAGACUGUGGGGCGCGGAACGAUCAGCAGCAGCACGGGCCGAGUAGUUGUAUAAGUGCAGGUAAUUGUUGCGUGGUGGUAAAGAAGCAGCGGCACUAGCAGCUGGAGCAGCAGAGUAUUGAAGUGUGUAACCGCAGUGAACGAGUGCGGUACUCUCGAGAAGCCAAUUUAGUUCAGUGUUUUGAGCAACGGGCGGUGGUGAUUCUUGUUUCUCCAGGGAACGUUCGACAAAUCUUCCUCAGAAAAAAGCAAACUUGAAAAACAACAUUCCCCUCACAACUUAAACAGGAAGGCCACUUGGUCAACAUGGCAUCUUCAUCAUCAAAUGCACAAAACGAAGCGCCCACAGCUGGUAGAGUUCAAGAAGUUAAAACCGUUCGUGUCGCAAAAUGGUAUUUUGGCGGGGUCGCAGGAUCUAUGGCCGCUUGUGUUACGCAUCCCCUGGACCUACUCAAGGUGAUCUUACAAACCGAAGGCAAAGUAUUGCAAACUAAAACGCCAGUAAGUAUUAAAGCAAGUACCAUGAAUGUCAUUCGCACUAGUGGUAUUCGUGGUCUCUACAACGGCCUCUCUGCUUCAAUACUACGACAGUUAACAUAUUCAACAACACGAUUUGGCAUUUAUGAAAUUGCUAGAGCGAAAGUGGUCAAACCAGGCGAAAGUAUGGCAUUUUUGGAAAAGGUGGGCCUCGCAGCAGUUUCUGGUGCUGCAGGUGGUUUCAUUGGAACUCCCGCUGAUAUGAUCAACGUGAGAAUGCAGAAUGAUAUGAAGCUACCCCUUGCUGAACGCAGAAACUACAAGAAUGCGUUCGACGGACUUUAUCAAGUAUUCCGCAAAGAAGGUAUAACUAACUUAUUUAAUGGAGCUUCUAUGGCUAUCUCACGUGCAGUUUUUGUAACAAUUGGGCAGAUUUCGUUUUACGAGCAAGUCAAGCAGAUGCUAUUGGCCUCUCCGUUCUUCAACGAUAACCUGGUAACCCAUUUGUCAUCGAGUUUUGCUGCGGGCGCAAUUGCCACGACGCUCACGCAACCUCUAGACGUGCUCAAAACACGUAUAAUGAACGCGACCUCAGGGCAAUAUACCAGCGUGAUUGACUGUGUUAUCCAGACUGCCCGCGAAGGACCUCACGCCUUCUAUAAAGGAUAUAUUCCUGCUUUUGUGAGAUUAGGACCUCACACGAUUCUCAUGUGGAUCUUCCUUGAGCAAAUGCGACUUAACUUUGGUAUUAUUAAGAAAGUGGAAUAGUGUGUAAUCUACGUAUCUGCAGGUCUGAACGUCUUACGGACAGCCUUCAUGGAUAAAAACUUCAUAUCCUGUGUCUCGGUCAUUCGUGUGCGCGUACUUUUGUUGCGUCGAGGAUAUGACAAGCCAAUAGAAACAAGUGCAAUUAAAUUUUUUUCUAUCAAAAACAGAUUUUUUUAAAAAGUACUGUUGAUCGUUUUUUUGCGAUAAUUUACCUUAUAUAAGCUCCUACAUAAAAAAAAAUUAAUAGCACCGUACAAAUAGACAAGAGAAGUAAUCCAUAAACGUCAUCGUAGAAUCUGCGAUCUUUAUCUGUUCAUUCACUUUCGCCAAGGCUAGGUAUACACACCCGAUCAACUUAAACAGUGUUAUUGUUGCUUUAUUUGUUAGCGUAAUAUAUCACUGGUCUGGCACACAGCGCUGUUCAACCGGAGCUAAAUUCGAUUGUAUGGAAUAAGCUGAAAUGUGACUUCGGCCACUGAAGACCUGGCCGUAUAAACUAAACGUAGCUAAGUGUCUAAGACUGAGCUAACUGUGUGCACUUUAUUUCUUGUGCUUCUUUGCCGUUCUCACCAUUUGAGAGUUAACGAAAGUAUCCAGAACAUUCCAUGUUUUUAAGCACCAACAAAGUUCACAGUGCCUUAGUAUACUGUUUCCAUCCCGCAAUGGUCACUGUAGCUUUUUCCUUGCUAGAUUUCCUUGAUGUUUUUACAAAAUAGGCAAAUAGCAAUCGAUUUGUAAAAAAUAUAUACAAAACAACUAAACAGACAUAUUUUCGACAUUCCUUUUAAGAUCAAAGAUACAACUUUCUAGAUUCGAAUGUAAAUAAAUAUAAUAGAUAAAUAUAUAUACAUACCUACAUUUUAUCAACAAUUUAGUUAUCAACAAUUUAGGAGUGGUCGUAUGUGAAAAAGUGACUUGACCACAGUACGUAAAUAAUCUGUAUCAUGGUAAAACGUCUCCGUUUUGACCGCAUCGAUCACCUUCCCAAAUAUUGAUACAAUGUUUAUAUCCCUUCCAUUAUCGUAUCGAACACAUUAUGUACACCUUAAUAAUUUUUAUAACAUUAUUACUAUCUUUUAUCUACUGUUUUUGACAAUGGUCUAACUAGUUCCCGAAUAUAAUUUACGCAGUAUAUUCUUGUCUGCCAAAGUUUUAGAAUUAAGCCUGUAUAUACCUAGAUGUCGUUACUUGUAUGGUUAUUACAUGUAAGGUUAAAUAUCGCUACUCAGUAUGUAAAAAACAUGUAGAACAAUAUAACCUAUAUGUUCUUAGCGUCCCUAACCUGGCCAAGAUAAAUUUGUAAUUAAGGCUGCCUGUAAGGAUACGUCUGCAUAACAAAAAUAAGUCAGAAUUCUUAGUAUGACAUUUUUCACCAACUUUAUUGAAAGUUUAUUUUAUAUAAUACCCGCUUAUAUAUUUUAUUUAUAAGCCCUAAGUGAGUGUACGGUGCUUGAGACAAGCUGAGAAUAAUUUGAAUUGUAUUACCUUUCCUUUCAAAAUGUUUACUCUCGCUGUCUUUUCCUUCACAUAACUCUAAUAAUUUAACAAACCAUUGUACUACCUUUAUCUGAACUUCACGCUUUAGGCUGUCCAGACACCAACUGGUCUCUUAAAGAUAAACCAACGCAUAAAACUGACAAUAUUAUUGUAUUAUAAAUGGUUGUGUUGAGUUUAACCGAAAUAGCAUGAAAUUAUUUAAAAUAAAUAUUUUUGUUGUGCUGUUGCUUAAAGAAAAGACGAGAUUAUAUAAACGUGUCUCAUCGACAGGUUGUUUAAAUCAGUGAGGUAGCGUUUGAUGUUAUAGAAGAUCAUAAAGAUAGUAGUAAAUAGGAAUGUUUAGUGGGUUUUCUUAGACCUAAUGUUGAUGAAUGAGAAUGAUAUUGAUAAACCAAUGAGGUACAAAUAAAGACAAAAAAAUCGCAGUAGUAGUAGUCGUUGUUUUGUGCGCAUUCUAAAGUCCUCCACAAAAACGAAGGCAUAUGUUAUUAUUAAAUUUGCUGUAAUUGUAUCCUAAAAAUAUUUUUAAGAAAAUGCUGAAAUAAUGGAAAUGAUAAUGAGUUGUUGCAAAUGUGGACAGUUCGAAGGGAUAUAUAUAUAUAAUAUAUAUAUAUAUAUAUAUUAGUACAACUAAAUACUUCCUCGAGUUCUGUUGUUACAUCGGGGGGUUGUCGACAAAGAUUUCACGCUUUGGCCUUAAACCAAUUUCCACUGUUGAUGUUAAUACGUGCAUGGUUAAAUAGGAAUACGCCUGACACAGUGAUAACGUUUGACACCUUAUUGCCUAUGAUAGUCUCCGUAUAUCCACUGAUUGAUCCGUAUCUAUCUUUUUUUCUUAUUUUUGUAUCAGCACACAAAUGCACAUAAAUUUUCAGUAUUUAUGUUUCUUUGUCUGUUUAUCGUUGCACUCUAUAUACACAUGUUUUGUCAAUCCAAAUUUACUUUUUCAUGCUGUUCAGGAUUUCCAACUCCAGGUCUGUCUCCCGAUAACACGACAACGCGUUGUUUAAGGUUUAAUCACAUAACAAUAUACAAAUAAUAUGAGGUAAGCCACGGAGACAGACAAUGUUUUUUUUUUUUUUGAAAA